Molecule: messenger RNA, 2505 nt
Organism: Linum tenue
Lineage: Eukaryota; Viridiplantae; Streptophyta; Magnoliopsida; Malpighiales; Linaceae
Source: the annotation of a GenBank genome assembly
AUGGAAACCGGAGCAAAAUCAGCCCCGCCAGAUAAAAAAGGGACUCAAACCCAUGAAGUGGUGCUCCAAAUCAGAAGCCCCGAGCCCCGCCAGCAGCAGCAGCUUUUCUUUCCCAGUCCCGAAAGCAGAGAUCGUCUCCCUCCGGCCAGCCCGCAGGUAGCUUCUUCUUUCCCUCCCACUCCCAGGAACAGCAGUAAACCCAAUGCCGAGACGGAGUCGGAGACUCCGACUCCCAGGCUCAGAGUCCCCCACGCCUCCACUUUCCCCGAUUCUCCGGGGACGCCGUGGUCGGCGAUUCCCUCCCCUGUUUCGAGACCCGCUCCGGCCAGUUCAAUAGCAAGAAGAAAGUGCCGUACAGGACAGUCGGAGUUCAGCAGGCCGAAAUCCAGGCUCGUCGAGCCGCCUCCGCCGUACGCAAGCGACGCGAUUCUCAAGGAAGCCAAGACGGGGGAGGCUGCGGCGGCUGCCCAAUUGGUGGCGAACUCCGGUGGCUCGCCUUACAACAAGAAAUCCCCUUACCGCUCUAAUAACAACAACAGCGGCGCGAUUUCCAGUGGGAAUGGAAGUUUCUCGAAAGGUACGGCGAAGUCGGCGACUCCGAUUACUCCCAGAACGCCGUUGAUUGGAUCUCCGCAGCGGGGGGAAGAAGAAGAAUAUGAUGAAGAGGAUGACGGCAAUGGGGUUUGCAAGACCGCAAACGUCGCCCAAGUGAAGAGCAGCAAGACGGGUAGCAAGUGGAAGGUAAUCACGUUGCUUGAGAUGGCGGCGUUUUUCGUCAUGGUAGGGCUGUUAAUUGCUAGCUUGACGAUUCACAGGCUGCAGAAUUCCUACAUCUGGGGAUUGCAGCUCUGGAAAUGGUGCGUUCUGGUUCUAGUAAUUCUCUGCGGUAGAUUGGUUACUGAAUGGUCGGUGAAUGUGUUGGUAUUCUUGGUCGAAAGGAAGUUUUUGCUCAAGGUGAAGGUCCUCUACUUUGUGUAUGGUUUGAAGAACUGUUUCCAAGUCUUGGUUUGGCUAGGGUUGGUGCUUUUAGCUUGGGUACUCUUGUUCACUCAUGGGGUUGAGAGAUCUCGAGGUACUAGAAGGGCUCUCAACCGGAUAACCAGAGCCAUUGCUGGGUUGUUAGUCGCGGCUGGGAUUUGGCUGCUGAAGACUCUGUUGAUCAAGUUGGUAGCUUCCUCGUACCAUGUCAGUAGAUUCUUCGACAGAAUCCAGGAGUCCAUCUUCCAUCAGUAUGUGCUGAGGGCUCUCUCGGGUCCUCCGGUGAUGGAAAUGGCCGAGGCAAUUGGAAGCAGAGUAGGGACACCGGGGCAGUUGAGCUUUAGGAGCAUAGACAAGGAGAAGGAAGAGAAGAAAGAGGAGGUGAUUGAUGUGGAUAAGCUGAAGAAACUCAAGCACGGGAAGGUCUCUGCUUGGACCAUGAAAGGGUUGGUUGAAGUGGUUCGUGGGACAGGAUUGUCAACUCUUUCAAGCAUACUUGAGGAAACUGAAGAAACUGAGGAGGAGUAUCGGCAGAAAGACUACGAGAUUACCAGUGAGUGGGAAGCCAAAGUCGCGGCGCAUAAGGUCUUCAGGAAUGUAGCCAAAACGGGCAGCAAGUACAUUGAUGAAGAUGACCUGCUACGGUUCUUGAAGAAGGAAGAGGUGGACAAUUUCAUUCUCCUGUUCGAAGGAGCUUCGGCAACUGGGAAGAUCAAGAGAUCUGUUUUCUGGAAGUGGCUGGUCAAGGUGUACAAAGAGCGAAAAUCGCUAGUACAUUCGUUAAACGAUACCAAGACUGCCAUCGAGGAGCUGAACAAGCUGGUUUCGGCUGUUCUCGUUCUCGUUAUGAUUGUUGCGUGGCUACUAGUGAUGGGAUUCCUUUCAACUCAAGUUUUGGUCUUCAUUUCCUCGCAAAUCUUGCUAGUCGGGUUCAUGUUUGGAAGCACUGCCAAGACAGUGUUCGAAGCCAUCGUGUUCGUGUUUGUGAUGCAUCCCUUCGACGUGGGGGACCGUUGUGUCAUCGAUGGGAUCCAGAUGGUUGUCGAAGAGAUGAACCUACUGACGACGGUGUUCCUGAGGUACGACAACGAGAAGAUAUUCUACCCCAACUCGGUUCUGGUGGGCAAACCCAUCAGCAACUUCUGCAGGAGCCCCGAGAUGAGCGAUUCAGUUGAGUUUUCUGUGGACGUCUCGACCUCGAUGGACGAGAUUGGGGCCAUGAAAGACAGGAUCAAAGGUUACUUGGAGAGCAAGCCACAGUACUGGCGACCGGCACACAGCGUGCUGGUGUUGGGGAUUGAAGACAUGAACAAGAUGCAUAUGGGUUUGUAUAUAAGUCACACCAUGAAUUUCCAGAGUGGGGAGAGAGGGGGCAGGAUUUCCGAUCUAAUGGUGGAGAUGAAGAAGAUUUUCGAGGAGGUUGGGAUCAAAUAUCAUUUGCCGCCGCAGGAAGUUCAUGUCAGGUACGUCGGAGGAUUGACAGCUAAUGCUGCUGGGUCAGGGGCUGUGCUGCCACCUCCAAGAUGA